Fonsecaea erecta is the source of this 1758-nucleotide messenger RNA. RefSeq lists its product as hypothetical. The record is from RefSeq and is a predicted model, not a curated record. Gene Ontology annotation, biological process: secondary metabolic process. Gene Ontology annotation, molecular function: CoA-ligase activity. The transcript is spliced from 3 exons. Bases 1 to 1758 code for a protein of 585 amino acids. NCBI's taxonomy places the organism in Eukaryota, Fungi, Ascomycota, Eurotiomycetes, Chaetothyriales, Herpotrichiellaceae.
AUGCCGAUCAAGUCGGACUUCCCGGAUAUCGACCUGCAGGUCACGGACAUCUGGUCGUUCUUGUUUAACAGGAAAGAUCGCGAGUUUCCUGAUGAUCAUGUCAUAUUCCAGUCCGCCGACUCGCUCGCCCGACAAUACACCUACGCCUCGCUGCGGCAGUCCAGCGUCGACUUCGGCAAGGGCCUCAAAGCCACCUUCGACUUCCGCAAAUCUGACGUGCUCGGCCUCUUCGUGCCCAACGACAUCGACGUGCCCCCCGUGGUCCUGGGCACCCUCUGGGCUGGCGGCGUCGUCUCGCCCGCCAACCCGGGCUACACCGUCGCCGAACUGGUCUACCAGCUGAAAGACUCGGGCGCCAAGGUGCUAUGCACGCAUCUGUCAGUCCUCGACACGGCGCGCAAGGCCGCCCGCGAAGCCGGCAUCCCCGACUCCCACAUCAUCCUGCUCGGCGAGCAGCAUGACUCCUCGCGCACGUUCAAGCAUUGGACCCUCGUCCGCCAUCUGAGCCCCUCGACCCGCUACCGGACGCCCAAGCUGGACCCUAAGUCCGACCUCGCGUUCCUGGUCUACUCGUCCGGCACGACCGGGAGGCCCAAGGGCGUCCGAUUGACGCACUUCAACAUGACGAGCAACGUGGAACAGAUUCACCAGGCCGAGGGGUGGCUGACGUGGAACGGUACUAAGACCCCGCCCAACAGCGACAUCCCGCUGCCGCCCAACGGCCGCGGCGACAAGAUCCUGGCGUGCCUGCCCUUCUUCCACAUCUACGGGCUCAACUGCCUGGUGCUCAGCCCCAUCUUCAGCGGCGUGCACACGCUGGUCAUGGCGCGGUUCGAGCUGGAGAAGUGGUGUGCCAUCGUGCAGGACCACCGCGUCACCUUCAGCUACAUCGUGCCGCCCAUCGUGUUGCUGCUGUGCAAGAGUCCCGUGGUCGAGAAGUAUGACCUGAGCUCGCUGCGCAUGACCAACUCGGGAGCCGCACCGCUGACGCGCGAGCUGGUCGAGAGCCUGUAUAAGCGCAAGGGCGUGCGCGUCAAGCAAGGGUACGGCCUCAGCGAGACCUCGCCCACCAUCUUCAUCCAGCGCUGGGAGGAUUGGUGGUCGGCCGUCGGCACUACCGGCGUCAUGGUCCCCAACCUCGAGGCCAAGUUCUGCGCCGUCCCGGGCUCCGGCGAGGAAUCCGACGGUUCCAAGGAGCUGCCUCGCGGCAAGGUCGGCGAGCUGUACGUACGCGGACCCAAUGUCUUUGGUGGAUACCACAACAACCCCAAUGCGACCGCCGAGUGUCUCGAGGACGGCUGGUUCCGGACCGGUGACGUGGGCUUCCUGGACGAGAAGGGCAAUUUGACCAUCACGGAUCGUGUCAAGGAGUUGAUCAAAUACAAAGGCUUCCAAGUCCCGCCCGCCGAACUCGAAGGCUACCUCGCCUCACAUCCCCUGAUCGACGACGUGGCCGUCGUCGGCGUCGAGUCACAGGAACUCGGCACCGAAGUGCCCCGGGCGUACAUUGUGCCCAAGGACCGGGGCCUCGUCUCUUCCAGUGAACAAGAGCGACAGAAGCAGGCAGCUGAGAUUGUGCAGUGGAUGAACGCAAAAGUGGCCAACCACAAGAAAUUGCGUGGAGGGGUCAAGUUUGUUGAUGCCGUGCCCAAGAGCGUCAGCGGCAAGAUCCUCCGGCGCGUCUUGAAGGACCAGGCCAAGAAGGAGUUCCGGGAGGAGGAGGAGAGGAAGCUGGGCAAGGCUCGGGCCAAGCUGUGA